GACUAACUCUUUGUGUCACAUAGUUAAUAAUACAAAGCGCGGAGUGGGUCUGUGUUGUCUCCGCUCCUCGGAGAGGUCACAGUCAGUCGGUCGCUACGCUGCGGCGUUAGCAUUGUUGUUGCCGGGGAGGUAGCUGGAGGUGGAGGCGGAGUGCCAGCCUCGUUGGGACGGACAGAAGCAGACAGAGGACGCAGCUGUCACACGCUGGAUGGAGCCGUGCUUUGAAGCUGAACUACGGGGGAUGAGGACUUGCAGAGCGAAUUAAUAUAUUUAUUAUAUAUGUUUUAGUCGUUUUGACUUAAAAAGCAAGCGAACUUUAUUUACGUUAGUCGACGGUUUGAAAGUUGGUGGCUCGCGCGGACGUAACCGUUUGAGCACGUUCGGCCAGUUUGAACGUUACCAGGGAGACGGCAGUUAAGAAAGCGACGCCGCUUUAAAUAAAAAGUGUCGAGAGCAGCCUUUUUCUUUUUUCUUUUUAAACAGGAGAAUAAAAAAAGCAGCAGGGUGUUUAAAUCUCUUGUAUCUUUGAGGAGGACGCCAUAUAAAGAAGGAGCCGGAGCAGCAUGGUUACCACAAAGGGAGCAGGUCUGAACCCCAACGCCAAAGUUUGGCAGGAGAUCCCUGCCCACCAGGAUAACAUCCCAGAAGAGCCAGAGGAUUCUCCUUGGCUGCUGACCUACCCUCCUCCCGCCGAGAUGACAGACGGUGACUUAGACGAUUCCUCUUCAGGGGGAAAAGGAUGCGACACUGAAUACCCCGACAGCACUGCUGACUAUGCCCCUGUGCCCACAGAUGGCACUGUGAACGGCGUUGACCACCUUGACAUGAGCUAUUUAGUCUUUGACCCCCAAUGCGAGUUAGCCAUAGACACAGAGGUGUCUAAGGAACAACCGAUGUCUGAGGAGAGCCUGAGAGAGUCUCUGAAGAAACAGCUGGAGUUCUGCUUUUCGAGAGAGAAUCUGUCUAAGGACCUGUACCUCAUAUCCCAGAUGGACAGUGAUCAGUUUGUUCCCAUCUGGACCAUCGCUUGCAUGGAGGACAUCAAAGCUCUUAGCACAGACAUGGACCUCAUUCUGGACAUACUGCGAGCCUCUCCCAUGGUGCAAGUCGAUGAAACUGGCGAGAAGGUUCGUCCAAACCACAGUCGCUGCAUCAUCAUUUUGAGAGAGGUGCCAGAAACGACACCAGUCGAGGAAGUGGAGGCUCUUUUUAAGAGUGACAACUGUCCAAAAGUGUUAAGUGCCGAGUUUGCACACAACAGCAACUGGUACAUAACAUUUCAGUCAGAUAUGGAUGCACUACAGGCUCUCAGAUACCUGAGAGAGGAAGUGAAAAUGUUCCAGGGAAAGCCAAUCAUGGCCCGCAUAAAGGCCAUCAACACGUUCUUUGGUAAGAACGGCUUCCGCAGCGUGGACUCGAGCGUGUACAGUCAGCACGCCCAACCACAGGCUCAGUAUGGCUCCGCAGUCUACGUGCAGCAGGUGUACAGCCCUCAGCAGCAAUACCCCGUGUACCCCGUGGUCUCCCCCUCCUGGAACCCUUCAGUCGUGCCAUACUUUGAAACGCCGCUGGCACCUUUCCCGAACAAUGGAUACAUGAAUGGUUACAGCAGUCAGGGGAACUACAAAGGAAACAUGAACGCCCAUCAACACAUGGGCAGGAAUCGAAACAAUGUCAGGGGUCACCCUCGGUCUGGAGAUGCACCCCCUCCCCUGAUGGAUGGCCUGUCUGGCCCCUUGAGUCCACAGUCCCUCCAGACAUCGGGGACAGUGACCGCCUCUCUGCCCUCCUUCAGCCUUAAGGACACUUCACCCGGUGGAUAUGUGAACGGGUCCGGGCGGGGCAGGAGAAGUAGCCACAGAGGCAUGAGGAGGAAAAGAGAAGAUGAACAUACAACGAGGCUUGUCCCUCUGAUGGAGGCCAAGAUACCACCUCCACCAAAGUUCGACCUGGCAGCCACCAACUUUCCUCCUUUACCGGGAUCUGUGGUCAGCGUGCAGGGAGAGACCAUGUCAGAGAUGCGCCUCUCUGACGUUGUCCGUGGCCUAAAAGUUACCAACAAGUCUGUGAGCCAAGACGUUAACGAGACCCAACACGCAAACGUGGCAGAAGAUACUGUAAGCAAACCUGAUCCUGUGACCCAGGUUGCUAAACCUGCUCCAGUGACACCACAAACAGUGGAACCGCCAGUUUCAAGUGUCGCUUCUCCAAUAAAGGAAGAGGAUAACGCCGAGCCGCUGAUUCCAAUGGAAAUAACUCUCUUCCGCGCGCUGCCUCCCCGACAGCCUCUGAACCUGCUCCCUCCACCUGCAGCCAGUCUUCUACAGAAGCACCUUCAUCAUUACCCCCAACUCCAACAUCAGACCUGGGGUCAAGAAAGCUCAGCUAUGCAGAGGUGUGCCAGAGACUGGCAAAGGACCCGCCACCGGCACAGACGCCCUCUCCCUCGCCCUCCGCCUCAUCACCCAGCCAGCCCCUGCAAGAGCUGAAGGUUAACCGGGUCGAGGAGCCCAGGCCCAACCCAAACCCCAAGCGCACUACGAACAAACCAGAGAAAUCCGGAGACAGCCGCCCCCCUCGCCAACCAUUGCGCUCUUUCAGAGGGGCGAACGGCCAAGCCAAAUCUGGAGGUGCGGGGCUGAAGAUUCGGGAGCAUCAGAGAGGCCUCAAUGCAGGGAAACAGUUUUCCCCACAGCGGGGAGCCAGACGCAGUGGCAAAGAACAGAACAUUCCCCCAAAGUCAACAAAAUAAAGCAAAAAAAGGAACAUAUGAAACUUGAAGUAAAAGAAUAUAUAUGUGUAAAUAUAUAAUAUAUGUAAAUAGACAGAUGAAUAUAUUUCAUUUGACAGACUUUGUCACAGAUCUCUUGAUGACGUUGCAGCCUUGAAAUUAUUAUUUAGACUGUAAAAAAUAAUAUGAAAAUGUGUGUGUAUAUAUAUAUAUAUAUAUAGGCUGCUGACAAAGUUGCCGAUUUUGGUAUGCUAAAACAUACUUAAAGUAAUCUCUCUAUGAUGUUAUCAAAAGAUGCCUCCACAAACAGGCUAUACAAUGACAGUAGCACAUUUAUUUCUCUGACUGCGCGUUAUUGUUGAGAUCGGUAUGUAUGAUUAUUUAUGAAACGGAUGUUGAAUCCAUGCAGGAAUAAUAGAAACAGUGAUUGGAGGGUAUUUUCACGGUGGUGGAGUCUUGAUCUACAGUUGAUGCUGGCGAAUACUAAGUUACAUGUAUUCAUAACAUUGUGUCAUGUAAUGGUUCUAAUCACUGAGUAUUGUGGCAGUAGUUUGUCUGUGUGUCAUUUGCAAUGAUCCCUUUACUGGAGAAGAUCUGUAUAUUUUAGUCACCGCAGGCUGACGUUUAACUGGGACUAGUUAAAAGGAAUAAGUCGAAUUCACCAGCUACACACAGUGACAGGAUGUGGACGCUUUGUAUUUUCAGUUUGAGGAAAGCUUUUAGAGUAGGAUCGUAGAUCUCGGGCAAAUCGGCUGUACUUUUAUUGGUGAUUUAGCAUCUGCAUUAACACAUCGGACGACCUGAGGGACCUCAGGAGCAGAAAAUCUCUCUUCUCGAUGAAAGUAGCUAUGUAAUCGUUUAUGUCAUGGCCAGUGUCUCAGCUUGGUUUAUAUGUUUUGAUUUUCUAGUCUAAGACCACUUUCAGCUUGAUUUUGUGAAUGUCAAUAUGUGGUAGCUUUUCUUAAUUAUGUGUGUGUGUGUGUAUAUAUGCAUAUUAAUUUUGGAUCUGGGUUAUUAAUGUUUUCCUGUUGUAGAAGAGUUUAAUUUUCAAUUUGUAAUGUUUUUUUUUAUUCUCUGUACUAUUUGUAAAGCGGUUUGUAGACUGAUCCGAGAGAAGACGCUUGAUUAUCGACAAUGCAGUUGGAUACUGAUCUUAACAGCCACUCAGCAAUGAGCAGAACAUGCCUGCACCGUAGUGGCGCGACUUGAAAUGCGCAACGCAUUUUAAUCGUAUAAGUAAGAAAAGGAAACUUACUGUGCUUAAAUGUGUUCCGUUCUUAGUGUUGUCAUUUCAAGUCUAUGGUGUUUUGAAAUGGAACGACAGAUGGAUGAAGAUAACAAUUGCAAAUGUUCAGGAUAUGAAAGCCUUAAGUGAUGUAGUGAGCCCUCCACUGGAAGGGAAGUGACCGCGUUGUACGGUCUUUUCUGUAUACAGUAGUUGAGUCGUCUCCUGUGUAUAAUGUACGUCUGUGUUUGACGGUGUAAUCUUUUAGUGCAAAAGAGAAAGGAUGGCUUCAACAUAGAGGAGCAGCUAUUCUCCAAACAAACCUCCAGUGCCUUCGCAGUGUUUCACUUUGGUAUAAAGAGUGCGAGACUUCUGAGCACAUCAAUUUGUCACACUGAUCAAGGCUGGUUAGUUAGUCGUCAAAAUCCAACAUCACUUUAUGACACCUGGAGAUCCUGCUCGAUGUAAACCCUUUGUUUAAUAUAGGGCUGAUUGGAGUGGAGCUUAAUCUGUGUGUGUGUUGCUUGUAGUUCCUUUUAUGUGUGUAUGAUUAUAGUUUAUUAUGUUUGCAAUGCAGUUUCAGUCUUAUACCUGCUUACAAUCACAACAUGGGAUUGAAAUUUUCUGCCAAGUACACACUGGUUUAUUAACUGAAUAUUUUCUUGCUGAGUCUGAUGUAUGAAAAAUAAAGAUUUAUUUUUUAA
This is a messenger RNA of Larimichthys crocea (large yellow croaker), 4660 nucleotides long. It is a transcript of the gene larp4ab, whose product is annotated as La ribonucleoprotein 4Ab. The record is from RefSeq and is a predicted model, not a curated record. Gene Ontology annotation, cellular component: cytosol; cytoplasmic stress granule. Gene Ontology annotation, biological process: positive regulation of translation. The coding region runs from base 564 to 2489 and encodes 641 amino acids. Gene Ontology annotation, molecular function: mRNA 3'-UTR binding. NCBI's taxonomy places the organism in Eukaryota, Metazoa, Chordata, Actinopteri, Sciaenidae. The transcript has 15 exons.